Molecule: messenger RNA, 1110 nt
Organism: Rotaria socialis
Lineage: Eukaryota; Metazoa; Rotifera; Eurotatoria; Philodinida; Philodinidae
Source: the annotation of a GenBank genome assembly
AUGCACUCUCUUCUUAUUUUUGCCGAUGACUCAUCGACUUUUGAAUCUUUAUUGGAUCCAAGUCGAUGGCCAAAAACAUUAAAAGAUGUUGAUAUUGAAGUAAAGACCCCCAGACAACUUCCACCAGCAUAUUCACUCAUCAUCCAACAAUUUCAUCGCAAUUGGAACGAAGAUGAAUGGCUUACUGAAUUACAACAGCAUUAUGUUUCUUUAUAUAGAAUUACAAGAAUGCGGGUCAAGGAAGGUUCUCCAUUAAAUGCUGUUCGAGCAGAUUUUAAAUCUAUUGAUGAAGUUAAAACACUAGUUCGAUCUGGAAAAAUAAAUGUUGGAAGUAUGAUUCAUCCAGUAAAACCUUAUCAUCUACCAAUACGUAUAAAUAAAUGUUUGAAAUGCUUGCGACACGAUCACUCAACAAAAACAUGUUCUCUACCUCGCUUAUGUCCAAGAUGUGCCGAAGCACAUUCACUUGAAAAUGGAUGUCCAAAUCAUGAAAGGUGUAUUAAUUGUGGUGGUAACGAUCAUAUGUCCGAAAAACGUCGGAACCUGGUCGAACAAUCAAAGAAACAAAAAGCAGAAUUAUUGAUACUAACUGAUCGACAACAACAUCAAUAUAAUUUUCAAGAAAAUGAUCAUCCAGCUUUAGCAAAUGACGACCCGCGGAAUAUACCCUCUCAUAUGCAACAACAAAUCACGGAAUCAUCUCAACGAUCAUAUGCGCAAGCAAUUCUAAAGCAACGUAAACAAAAUCCACAGCAAAAUAUCGAAUAUACUCUAUCAUCAUUUAUAUCCAAAAUGGAUAGCCGGUUAGAAAACUUUUCUUCUCGUUUGUCAUCACAAUUAUGUGAUAUCGAAAAGAAAAUAGAUGUUUAUGCUGAUCGCCAAUGUCAAUUAGAAAAGAUUAUUAAUGAAAUUAUUCUCCCAUCUAUUCAACUAUUAGGUCGAAUAUCAUUGCAAUCACCGAAGAAAAGAAAUGGACAAGAGGAUUUUAAUGCCUUUAAUAAUAAAAUUAAUGAAAUAUUGUUGAACCAGAAACAUCAAACGAACUAUCUCAACCAGCAACUAAUAACUGACCACACCGAUUCUCCAACUACAUAUGUCUAUCAUGACUAA